AGAAGAAGUUAAGGAGUUGCAUAUGGUUGUAAUUUUUUUUGUUUGCAGUGUAGAAUUACAGAAGGUGGACACUAGUCAUUCACAUAGUUGGUGCUCGAUUGAAUGCUCCAUAGUUGGUGCUCGAUUGAAUGCUCCAUAGUUGGUGCUCGAUUGAAAGCCAUCCCGGAAUAUGAAUGCAUUGACUGCUUUACAAUGGAUAAGUUGCUAUGGUCUGUGAGUGUACACGCAACCGUAAGCGGAAGCUUUCCAAGAGCUGAACAGUCCAGUACAAGUUGUACUGAAAGAAAUUCUUCGCAUUCCAACAAUCUAUGGCGUAUUGGUAAUAGGAGAGGAGAGAGGACUUUUUUAAAGGCACAAUCUCACUCGACCAGAUUUUACCACAGACCACUCCCCAAGAACCUUCGUUAUCCACGGCGGCCCAAGCUCCCUCCAGACCUUGAUUUUGGGUAUCGCGGAGUCAUUGAGAACGACUACAGGUCCCCUCCGAACCCAACCCAGGGUGACACUCCUUAUGAGAUUAUCGCAACUCAAGACCAUCCUCGAGACAACCCAAUCAGCAAUGAUGAUGAUAACCUAGAAGAGGAGGGAGAAGAACAACAAAGAAACCAUGAGCUAGAAUCCGGCGAUGGAAUAGAAUGGGAAUCCGAUGAAAUUGACGCCAUUUCAUCGCUUUUCAGAGGGAGGAUUCCUCAGAAGCCCGGAAAUUUGGAAAGGAAAAGACCUCUCCCUCUCCCUUUGCCUCACAAAAUUCGACCCAUUGGGCUUCCCUCACCAAAAAGAUUCCCUGCAACAAAUAACGUUUCCUCUGCAAGGAAAUCCAUGACAAAUAGGCUGUACAAGGAGCCAAGUUUCUUGCUUCGAUUGGCUAAAGAUAUAAAGUGUCUUUCAGCAGAGGAGAAUGUAUCUGUAGUUCUCCGAAAAUGGGCCCCAUUUCUUAGAAAGGGUUCCUUGUCCCUGACCAUCCGUGAGUUGGGUCAUUUUGGCCUCCCAGCCCGAGCGCUACAGACAUUCUGCUGGGCACAGAAGCAUCCUCAUCUAUUCCCGGAUGACCGGAUUCUUGCUUCUACCAUUGAGGUGUUGGCUAGGUCACAGGAGCUAAAAAUUCCUGUAGAUUUGAAUAAGUUCAUCAGCUUGUCUAGCCUUAGUGUGUUUGAGGCAUUGCUUAGGGGGUGCAUUAAAGGAGGAAGCUCGAAACUUGCAUUGAAGUUUCUCCUGUCUGCGAAUGAUCGCAGAAGAAUGCUGGACACUGGGGUGUAUGCUAAACUUAUUUUGGAAUUUGGUAAGAAUAGCGACACCAAUAGCACAAUGAUAUUGCAGUUGCUAGAGGAUCUUGCAGAAAGAGAUGAUCUUGAUUUGAAACCACAAGACUGUACGGCUAUCAUGAAAGUGUGCUCACAGUUGGGAAAAUUUGAAUUGGUAGAGCAAUUAUAUAACUGGUUCAAGAUGACUGGGCGUGACCCCAGUGUGGUCAUGUACACUACCCUGAUUCACAGUCAUUACUUGUCAAAUAGAUACCGUGAGUCUUUGGCAGUUGUUUGGGAAAUGGAAGCUGCAAAUUGCCUUUUUGAUCUUCCAGCUUAUAGGGUAGUAAUAAAGCUCUUUGUUGCUCUGAAUGAUCUUUCAAGGGCUUCACGCUAUUUCUCUAAACUAAAGGAGGCUGGUUUCGCCCCGACUUUUGACAUAUAUCGGGACAUGAUAAAGAUCUAUACCUCUUCCGGGAGGCUGGCUAAGUGUCAAGAGAUCUCAAGGGAGGCACAGAUGGCCGGAUUCAAGUGGGGCAAGAAGAUAAUGCGGUUGCAACAGAAACAGUGAUUACUUGACAUUCUACCCUACAUUUGUACGUGCUUGCAUCAGUAUGCAGAAACACUGAUGUGCAUGUUAGAGCAGCCAUCGCUACUUUCCCUCUUGGCAUCACUGUUCUGUUAAUGGUUAGAGAGAGCAGCUCCCUACAUUUUCAUUUCAAAUAAAAUUAAUUGCUGCUUCUUUGCUAAAAAAAUACUUUCGGUAUGUAACUGAGUAGCCAUUAACUUGAAUUCCACUGUGGCCAGCAAAGUAGAGAUAAAUGAAUACGAGUAUUUACGUUAUUUACUGUUUUAUUUCUUUUUUUUUUUUU
Cuscuta epithymum is the source of this 2113-nucleotide messenger RNA. NCBI's taxonomy places the organism in Eukaryota, Viridiplantae, Streptophyta, Magnoliopsida, Solanales, Convolvulaceae. The record is from the annotation of a GenBank genome assembly.